Messenger RNA from Naegleria gruberi, 7158 nucleotides. RefSeq lists its product as uncharacterized. The record is from RefSeq and is a predicted model, not a curated record. The transcript is spliced from 10 exons. Bases 1 to 7101 code for a protein of 2366 amino acids. NCBI's taxonomy places the organism in Eukaryota, Heterolobosea, Eutetramitea, Acrasida, Naegleriidae.
AUGCCUGCUGGUGGCCAAGUUAUUUUCACCAACUCUACUGUUGGUACUUCAGGCUUUGGCGUGAAUGUAUCCUUGUUGAAAGGAAACACAAUUACUCAAACAAUUGUUGGUGCUAUCAUUUCUGCAAUGGUUGUUGCGAGUGUUGUUGUUACUAUUGUCAUGGUUACAGUCUCUGCUGGAGUCUCUGCUCCUGACGCAAAAGACGAUUAUAUUCAAGUCUACAAACGUUACCCAAUCACAAUAUAUCCACUUCUUAACGAUGCUGAUCCAAAAUCAUUGAAUUUAACUCUCGUUAACGUUACUCAACCUACUUCUGGUACAGUUUCUUUGAAGGAUGGUAAGACACUAGUUUAUACUUCAAAAGGCUCUUUUGCUGGAAAUGAAACCUUCCAAUAUUAUGUAACUAAUGGUUAUAUGAUUUCUUCAGCAAAUGUUCAUGUAGAAGUUUUGAAUCGUCCACCUGAAUUGGUUGAUAUUACACUCACUGUUAGUAAGAAUAGCAAAAAGAACAGUAUUGACAUUUUUGCUUAUGUUACUGAUAACGGUGCUUUCAUUACUGAUCCAGAUAAUGACGAAUUGACUGUUGUUGGUAUUACAGCUUCUCAAGUUCCAGAAGCUGUUGUUACUUUUGACACUAAAUAUGUAUACUACACUCCAAAAUAUGGUUUCAAUGCUCAAGAUCAAUUCAACUAUACCGUUUCUGAUGGUAAUGCUAUUGUUAGUGCUCUCAUUACUAUUAAUGUUGAAAAUGAUCCACCUGUUGCUGAUCCAGAUACUUACACUGUUCCAAAGAAUGCCAAGACUAUCCUCAGAGUUAUGGAAAAUGAUUAUGAUAUUAAUGGUGAUAAUAUUACUAUUGUUGCAUCAACAUCUGGUACUGGUAGUGCUGGUACUGUUAUCACUUCCUCAGAUGCUACCUAUCUCAGUUACAUUCCACCUGCAAAGGUUGAAGCUUUGACUGAUGCCUUUGAAUAUACAAUUACUGAUGGUCCAACUACUUCAAGCAGUUAUGUUUUCUUGAAAGUUGUCAAUACUCCACCAAAUAAUGCUGAUAGAAUUCUCAAUGUUCCAAAGAAUUCAAAGGAUAACCAAUUGGAUUUGACAUACACUGAUGCUGAUAUGUUAGAUACUGUUACCGUUUCCUUGUUGACCAAGCCAACUCGUGGUACCUUCCAAUUCUUGGAACAAUCCACAAUUACUCAAGUCAAUUAUCCAACCCAAGAUUUUUACAAUGUUAAAAAGAAUAGUUAUACCAUGGUUUACACUCCUGAAGAUGGUGUAAUUUAUAGUGAAUCUUUCAAGCUUAGAAUUACUGAUGAUAUUGAUACAGUAACAAGUACUGUUACUAUUAAUGUUAUUCCUGUCGCUCCAGUUGCUGUUAAUGAUACUGUUUUGUGCGAUAAGAAUGUUCCAAUCACUGUUGAUGUUGUUGCUAAUGAUUAUAGUGCUUCCAAUGAUUAUCUCUUGCUCGAUUUUGAUGAAUUGUCCACUGAAAAUGGUGGUAAGAUCAAGAAGAUUGAUGAUAAGAAUGUGACUUAUACUCCUCCAGCUGAUUUCACUGGUACCGAUGUUGCUCCAUACAAGGUUAAAAAUUCUAACAAGGAUGGAUCAACUACAGGCAUUUUCACUGUAACUGGUUAUUUGAUUGUUGGUGUUAAAAAUAUCGCUCCUGUUGCUGUUGACGAUAUUGUUAAAGUUUCUAAGGGUUUAGUUGGUAAAUUUGAAUUGAUCAGUAAUGAUUAUGAUCCAAAUAGUGAUGCUAUUCAAUAUGAUCUUGCAACUGGUGUUGUUACUCGUACUCAACUUGCUGAUGGUACUGAUGCUCUUGUUUUCACAUCCAAGUCAUCUGAAAAGUAUUCUGGUGAAACAACUUUCACAUACACUGUUUCUGACUAUGGAAAGGAAACUGUUGCCAAUGUUGUUGUCACUCUUAGAAAUGAUGCUCCUCUUCCAGUUGCUGACUCUUAUACUUUCCACUGGAAGUCAAGUGAUAACCAAUUGAAUGUUUUGGCAAACGAUAAGGAUCCAAACAAUGAUGCUCUCUUUGUUGAUACUGUUAGCAAAGCUGCUGAUUUCAAGGGAUCAGUUUCUAUUGAUGCUCAAAGAAAGGCUAUUGUCUUUUCUCCUGUUGCUGCAUCUGUUGGUACGCAAGAAAUUACCUAUAUUGCUACCGAUGAUGUUACCAAGAGUGCUUCUUCAUCUGUUACACUUAUUGUUACCAAUAAUAAUGUUCCUCAAGAUCAAGUCAUUAAUAAGAAUAUUCACUGGUCUACUCAAAAAACUGGUGGUACCACUAUUGAUAUGUUCUCUACUCCUCAACCGCUCGAUGCUGAUGGAGAUUCUCUCUCAAUUCUUUCAACUUCAACUCCUUCUAAGGGUUCAGUUGCUAUCAAUAACGGUGAUGCUUCUACAAUUCCAAAUCACUUUGACGUAGUUGUUUCUGGUUAUACUCGUGAUGCUGUCGUAAUGUGUGGUGCUAAUGACGCUGACAAUGAAGACACUGUAACUGUCAAGACAGUUUCUGUUAAUGUUGGUGGCUCUGCAACUUUCUCUGGUAAUAUGGUUACUUUUGUUGGUCAACAAGGUUAUACUGGUGCAAGUAUUGUUACUAUUACUUUCACUGAUGGUUUGUUGACUAAAUCAGUUGACUGGACUAUUAACAUUUUGAAUAACGAUCCUGUUGUUACAGUCUUCCCAACCAAUAUUCAUUGGACUCAAAAAUCUACCUUGAUUGAUGUUUUAUCUGCAGUUAAUUGGACUCUUCCAGAUAGCCCAGUUUUGGGUGAUUCCUCUUUCACUGCUAAAUUCACUGAUGGUUGGGUUAGUAAGACAGGUACAUUUGUUGUCUCUGUUAAGAAUACUGCUCCAACAGCAACAGUUAAGAAUAUUGAAGCUCACUGGUCCGUAUGGUCAACUGGUAUUACUAUUGAUGUUUUGUCUGGAUGCACAGAUGCUGAUUCUGAUUCUAUCAGUCUUCAAUCUGUUUCCUCAGCUACCUCUGGUUCAACCUUAAAAUCUAACGGCAAAGCUAUCUAUACUCCAACUAAAGGAUUUGUUGGUACUGGUUGUUCUACAGUUGCAUCUGGAGCUGUUAAAGUUGUCAAUUUUGCUUCUUCAAGCUUUACUGGAACUGCUGUUUGUACUGCUACAUUGACCGAUGGUUUGGAUAGCUCUACAAAGACCUUAACUACAACCUCAUACAACAACCCACCAACUGCUGCUGAUAUUUCAGUUACAUACUAUGGUGCUAAUGUUCAAACAGGUAUUACUAUUGAGGCUGUUAGUUUGGCAACUGAUUCUGAUACUGAUGAUUCUGCAUAUUUGGUUGUCAGUAAUGUUGGUGCAUCAACAAGAUUUGGUUCUGGUGCUGUUACCAUUGAUAGUUCCAAUAAGAAGAUCAAGUACUUCCCAUCUCCUGCUUUGGUUACUCAAACUGGUAUUGAUACUUUUACUUAUCAAAUUUAUGACGGUUUGAUUAAGUCAGCUGUUGCUACUGUAACUGUAGAUAUUAGAAGUGUUGUUCCAUCUGCUGAAGAAAAAUACUUUGAUGUUCACUGGAGAAAGAGUUUGGUAGGACAAGAUUUCUAUGCUUUUGAUAAUAUCACUUCAUACGGUACUCUUGAAUUGAACAAGAUUUUGAACGUUGCUCCAAACAAGGGAGAUGGUCUUGAUAGCUCAGCAACUCAAACUGUAACUAUUAAUCUCCAAAAUUAUGCUCCAACAUCAAGCGAUCAAACAUUUAGUAAUCAUUGGAGAAAUGUCCAAUCUGGUUUCAAUAUUAAUUUGCUAGCUGAUGCCAGGGAUGCUGAUGGUGAUAGUCUCUCUGUGUCAUACUAUUCUCAACCAGCUGUUGGUACUCUCACUGCUGUCAGUAGUGGUGUUGUAAAGUUUGUUCCUCCUGCUAAUCAAGUUCUUUCUACCUCAUUCCAAUUCAAGAUUACAGAUGGCGCUCAAACUGUCACCCAAACUUGUUCUGAUCCAAACAGUGAUCCUCUCACAUUUUCUGGUGUUACUCAAGGUUCAUUGGGAAGUGUUGUUGUUACUGAUUCUUCUUUGGGUAGUUUUACAUAUCAACCAUCUACCUCUAUCACCUACACCAACACACCAAGUGAUGGAUCUGCUUACACUGUCUCUGAUUCCUUCUCUUAUUCUUGUACUGAUGGUCCACUCAGUACUUCAGGACAAGUUUCUGUUACAAUUACCAAUACUCCACCACAAGGUACUUCCAAGACUGCCAAUGUUACUAGAAAUUACUCAAAUCCAACAACAAUCUUGAACAAUCUCUUGGUUGGUGCUAGUGAUGCUGAUGGUGAUUCUGUCACUGUUGCCUCAGUUGCUCUCUUGCCAAAUCAAAAUUCUGGUACAUCUGUAGUUUUGAACACUGACGGAUCAGUCAAGUUUACUUAUGCAAAUUCUUUCAUUGGUACCCAACAAUUCUACGUUUACCUCACAGACGGUCAACUCACAACAUCUUACAUUUAUACAAUCAACAUUGUUGGUUCAGCUCUCAACUGUAUCGACUAUUACAUUUCUGCCACUAAGAAUGAUGCUGCUAAUCAAUUCGAAGAUUCUUUGAGAUUGGCUCUCGUAAAGGUUUCUGGCUCAGAACCAGCCUCUAUCAAUCUUGUCUCUACUGCAAAUCUUAAGGUUGGUACAAUUGCAAAGGUUUCAAGCAAGUGGACUUAUACUGCAGAUAGUACUCGUUCCUGCAUCAAUGAUAACUGUUAUGCUACUUAUUCUUAUUCUAAUACUGCUGGUCAAACAGUUUCUUGUAAGAUUAUCGUAAAUCAACCAAAUACUGCUCCAGUUGCUCCAAGUUAUAACCAUAUUUACUCUGUAAGCAGAGCUACCAACGUUGCACAAACUAUUGACUAUUUGGCUGUUUCUAAUGCUUAUGAUGCUGACACUGCUGACAAGUUAAAGCUUACUUCAAUUACAAACACAGGUACCUGUACUUCUACUCUGGUUUCUUCAAUCUCUGUUGUCUCCAAUAAGAUUAGCUUCCUCAGACAAACAACCUUUGUUGGUUCAUCUUGUUGGUUCAUUGUUGGUGUUAGCGAUAGUGAUGUUGAUGCUCCAGUUACUGUUUCUGCAAAUAUUACUAUUACUCCUCUUGCUUCUCCUCCAAUCGCUGUCAAUGACGUAGUUUCUACCAAGUAUAAUGCCCAAGUUGACAUUUCUGUUAGUACCUUGUUGUCGAACGAUUAUGAUUCUCUUGGUGGUACUUUCAAGUUUGCUAGUAUCUCAUGUCCAACUGGAUAUUGUGCCAGUGGUACUCCAACUAUUUUGAAUCCAAACGAUCCUGCUAAUAGUCAAGUUAUUAGAGUGAAACCAGUUGCCAACAGUUGUGAUUCUAUCCAAUUCGAAUAUACUAUUGUUUCUGAUCAAGAUGGUACUUCAUCAAGUGCUACUGUAACAGUUCAAUACACCAGUUGUACUUGUUCUCUUGAUAUGGACAUUAUCUUUGUCCUCGAUGGUAGUGGUUCUAUUUCUGAUGAAAAUUGGAUCAAGAUGAAGAGCUUUAUGGGUAACGUUACUAGGGGAUUCGGUUCCAACAUCUCACCAACUGGAACAAACAUUGGUAUCAUUCAGUUUGCCUCAAGCAUUACUACUCACCUCCAAGUUAACAGUGGUACUAGUGUUGAUGUUGUCUUGUCCAAGAUUAGCUCUGCUUCCCAAUUAAAGUCAGGAACUGGUUCAAUUGCUGGUAUUAAUGCUGCUAUUGACCAAAUGGUAAGCUAUGGUAGAAAGAGUAUCGUAAACAAGAUGAUUAUUCACGUAACUGACGGUGAAUCCACAGAACCUUGUAGUUGUAGUGGAUGUACUAGCUCCUUCUCUGCCAACCCUCUCAGAUAUGGUUCUGUUCCAAAUUAUUGUAAAUCAAACAGAUUCCCUGGAAUGAACUGCUCAAACUGCCUUUGGAAUGAUUCUCGUAGUAGAUGUAAUCCAUGUUCUGAAGCUACUUUGAGAUCAGCAGAUCUUAAUUCCUGGUCUCCUGGUGUUUCCACAAAUGCUGAAGUUAGCAAGUAUGCUGGUACUGGUAUUUGGAAUUGGAGACAAUUAGCUAUUGGUAUUGGUGUUGGUUUGACAAGUGCUUUGGGUAAAGUUCAAAUUCAAAGAAUGAACUAUGAUACCAACAAUCCACUCUAUGUCGAUUGGAAUAAUCUUGCCAAUGUCUACCAAUUGGUUGUAGAUAACUCAUGUAACACAGUCACAUCUUCCCAAACCAAGACUUUGGUUCCACUUGCAAACAGUGGUAUGACUGUCACUUAUAAGGGAAAGACUACAUCUGUUAUCAAGAAUAUUUUGUCUACCAAUUGGGUCAGAUCUCAAUUCAAUUACACAGUUGCUGUUGCAUCAAGUGCUCCAAGUGGUGUCAAGAAGUUCUCUUUGGCUAUGGCCUCUGGUUAUAAUCAAGAUGCCUUCUAUAAUUACAAUCCAUACUUCCCUGUCUAUCUAGGUGUAGAACCAAUUACCAACAAGGACAGUUUCUCCUUUGAAAGUGCUCCAGGAGUCUACACAAUUGCUAAGGGUUCAAGCUUUACCUACUCAUUGACUGUUGAAGGUGAUGUAACAGAAGAUUCCAUUUCCUUUGGUGUUUUCGGAGAUUCACAAUAUGCUACUGGUACCAUUAAGGGUCCAGCCAGUGUUAUUGCUCCAUACAAUCCACAACCACCAGCCUAUGUUGAAAAUAGUGCAGCUCGUAAGACUGCUUGUAGUGCCACUCUUGGUCGUUGUUAUAUUUACACCAAGUUUGUUUCAGGCUACACCAAGAGUGUAAUGUCUGAUAUUUGCAAGUAUUGGAGAUCGGAUGCCAAACUCGUAAUGAUUCAAAGUGCUGCUGAAAAGACUUUCAUUCAAACAAUAUUACCAGCUGCUGAAUCAAUUACCUUCCCUCUCGGAAUGACAUAUACUUCUGGUGCUGGUACUUGGGAUGAUGGUACUUCAACUGCUGCUUUCACUGAUUAUCUUGCUACUUCAAGCUCUGGUCCUGUUGUUUAUGCUAACUAUGUUUACACUGCUCCAACUAACAAGUGGUGGACUACAGCUGCUGCUACAACUACCACUCUAGGUGUUGUUUGUUGGGCUCCAUUUGCUUAAAGGAUUUCAUGAUGAGGAUCAACUAAUAUAAUGAUGAAAUAAAUCCUUAAUAAUUUU